Brenthis ino (lesser marbled fritillary) is the source of this 717-nucleotide messenger RNA. The record is from the annotation of a GenBank genome assembly. NCBI's taxonomy places the organism in Eukaryota, Metazoa, Arthropoda, Insecta, Lepidoptera, Nymphalidae.
AUGAUAGUAAAAUUGUCCUUUAAUAAUGUUUUGAGUGUAAAUAUCCCACGGGGUACGCACCAUAUCACAAUGAAGCAACUACUGCUAUUAUCGGUGCUUGCCGUUGCGCACGCGCAGUUUCCCAACGGACGUAUCCUAGAGCCUCCGGUACCCGCGCAAUGUGCACAGCGCGUAAUACACGAGAGAUUUGUCGACAAUAAGGGCUACUUCUUCUCGUGGAAAGAUCCGUCGUUACGUGGAGUAGAAGAAGACUGGCUGAGUGCUAGGAACUACUGCCGUCAACGCUGCAUGGACCUCGUAUCCUUGGAAACCAGUGACGAAAACGAGUGGGUGAAAGCCCGCAUUGUACAGGAUAAGGUAAAAUACAUCUGGACUUCCGGCCGCUUGUGCGAUUUCAAGGGCUGCAACCGCCCCGACUUGUUGCCUAACGAUAUCAACGGCUGGUUCUGGACGGCUGAGCUGCAGAAGUUGGCUCCCACUACUAACAGGCAGCAAAACGACUGGUCUGAGGGCGGCGGCAUCGGAAAACCUCAACCAGACAAUAGGGAACUGAUCCAGGGUGGAGCAGCUGAGCACUGUGUGGCGAUCCUAAACAACUUUUACAACGACGGCGUACACUGGCACGAUGUUGCUUGCCACCACCGCAAACCCUUCGUGUGUGAAGAAAACGACGCACUCCUCAAAUACGUUCGAUACACCAACCCCAAUUUGAGACUU